Cajanus cajan (pigeon pea) is the source of this 2466-nucleotide messenger RNA. Its product is annotated as amine oxidase [copper-containing] zeta, peroxisomal. The record is from RefSeq and is a predicted model, not a curated record. Gene Ontology annotation, molecular function: primary methylamine oxidase activity; quinone binding; copper ion binding. Gene Ontology annotation, biological process: amine metabolic process. NCBI's taxonomy places the organism in Eukaryota, Viridiplantae, Streptophyta, Magnoliopsida, Fabales, Fabaceae.
AGAGCGGUGAAGAGAAGCAAAAACACAAAAAAAACUUUAGCAAUUGAAUUUAAAGUGUUGGUGUUGUGCAUUGAAGCGUUGGUGUAUGUGAGAGGAGUAGUACAAUGGCCACAACAACUCAGGAAAAAGCCACGCCCAACACUCCUUCUUGGACCACUCCCCUUCAUUCCUUACCCAAUCCUCCUCCUCCCAAAGGUAUCCCACUCAUGACCAGGCCUCAAACCUCCCACCCUUUGGAUCCACUAUUAGCCGCUGAAAUAUCCGUGGCCGUAGCUACAGUUCGAGCUGCUGGCCCAACCCCUGAGGUGAGGGAUAGCAUGCGCUUUGUUGAAGUGGUCUUGGUUGAACCAGAUAAGCAAGUUGUUGCAUUAGCAGAUGCAUAUUUCUUCCCUCCUUUCCAGCCAUCAUUGCUCCCUAGGACUAAAGGAGGACCCGUGAUUCCUACUAAACUUCCCCCAAGAAAAGCACGAUUGGUUGUUUACAACAAAAGGUCAAAUGAGACAAGCAUAUGGAUUGUUGAACUUAGACAAGUGCAUGCAGCAACUCGAGGUGGUCAUCAUAGAGGCAAAGUAAUUUCUUCUAAAGUCGUUCCAAAUGUUCAGCCACCGAUGGAUGCUGUGGAGUAUGCUGAAUGUGAAGCUGUCGUGAAGGACUUCCCUCCUUUUCGAGAAGCAAUGAAGAGAAGAGGGAUUGAGGACAUGGAUCUUGUGAUGGUGGAUGCCUGGUGUGUUGGAUAUCAUAGUGAAGCAGAUGCUCCUAGCCGCAGACUUGCUAAACCACUAAUUUUUUGUAGAACUGAGAGUGACUGUCCCAUGGAAAAUGGCUAUGCUCGUCCAGUUGAAGGAAUCCAUAUACUUGUUGACAUGCAAAAUAUGGAAAUUCUUGAGUUUGAAGAUCGUAAAUUGAUCCCCCUUCCACCUGCUGAUCCGUUGAGAAAUUAUACUUCUGGUGAAACCCGGGGAGGAGUUGAUAGAAGUGAUGUGAAACCAUUACAGAUUAUUCAGCCUGAAGGUCCAAGUUUUCGUGUCAAUGGGCACUUCAUUCAAUGGCAGAAGUGGAACUUUCGUAUUGGUUUUACUCCUAGGGAAGGUUUGGUAAUUUAUUCUGUAGCCUAUAUUGAUGGAAGUCGAGGUCGAAGGCCAGUGGCCCACAGAUUGAGUUUUGUUGAGAUGGUGGUCCCUUAUGGAGAUCCUAAUGAUCCUCACUAUAGGAAGAAUGCUUUUGAUGCUGGAGAAGAUGGUCUGGGUAAAAAUGCUCAUUCUCUCAAGAAGGGAUGUGAUUGUUUAGGCUAUGUCAAGUACUUUGAUGCUCACUUCACAAACUUUAAUGGAGGUGUUGAAACAAUAGAGAAUUGUGUUUGCUUGCAAGAAGAGGAUCAUGGAAUUUUAUGGAAACAUCAAGAUUGGAGAACAGGUUUGGCUGAAGUUCGGCGGUCUAGAAGGCUGACAGUGUCUUUUAUAUGCACUGUGGCUAACUAUGAGUAUGGAUUUUUCUGGCACUUCUAUCAGGAUGGAAAAAUAGAAGCUGAGGUCAAGCUUACGGGAAUUCUCAGCUUAGGAGCAUUGCAACCAGGUGAAACUCGAAAAUAUGGCACGACUAUUGCACCUGGAUUAUAUGCUCCUGUCCACCAACACUUUUUUGUUGCGCGUAUGGAUAUGGCUGUUGAUUGCAAGCCCGGUGAAGCAUUCAAUCAGGUUGUUGAGGUGGAUGUCAAAGUUGAAGAAUCAGGAAAGAAUAAUGUUCACAACAAUGCAUUUUAUGCAGAAGAAAAGCUGCUUAAAUCAGAAUUGGAAGCAAUACGUGAUUGUAACCCUUUAUCUGCUCGACAUUGGAUUGUUAGGAACACAAGGACGGUGAACCGAACCGGGCAGCUAACAGGAUACAAGCUAGUACCCGGUUCAAAUUGUUUACCCAUGGCUGGUUCAGAGGCCAAGUUUCUGAGGAGAGCAGCUUUCUUGAAGCAUAAUCUUUGGGUCACUCCUUAUGCUCCCGAUGAAAUGCAUCCUGGAGGAGAGUUCCCUAAUCAAAAUCUGCGUGUUGGAGAAGGUUUGGCUACUUGGGUUCAGCAAAAUAGAUCACUGGAAGAAGCUGAUAUAGUUCUUUGGUACGUAUUUGGUGUGACACAAAUUCCGCGAUUGGAAGACUGGCCAGUUAUGCCAGUGGAACGCAUUGGUUUUAUGCUUAUGCCACAUGGGUUUUUCAAUUGCUCCCCAGCUGUAGAUGUUCCCCCAAGUGCAAGUGAUUUGGAUGAUAAGGACAAUGGCAUGUCUGCAAAGCCUAUUCAGAAUGGGGUAAUUGCCAAGCUCUAAAAGGACCAUAAGUAGAGUCAUUUGGUGAUGUUUACCAUCAUUUAAUUAAAAAUCGUCAUUCGUAAAUAACGAAGUUUCUUGUGGUCCACAUGUGAUGUAAUUGUAAAAUGAUACUAUAUUGGUUGCUGAAAUCUUAAUUGAUGCGAAGUUCCUUUCA